Bursaphelenchus xylophilus (pine wood nematode) is the source of this 828-nucleotide messenger RNA. NCBI's taxonomy places the organism in Eukaryota, Metazoa, Nematoda, Chromadorea, Rhabditida, Aphelenchoididae. The record is from the annotation of a GenBank genome assembly.
AUGUAUUGCAAGUCUUCGCCAAGUCUCCGCCGAGCCUUCGCCGAGGCUUUGCCGAGUCUUUGCCGAGGCUUUGCCGAGCCUUUGCCGAGGCUUUGCCGAGCCUUCGCCGAGCUUUGCCGAGGCUUCGCCGAGUCUCCGCCGAGCCUUCGCCGAGGCUUUGCCGAGCCUUCGCUGAAGCUUGCCGAGGCUUCGCCGAGUCUCCGCCGAGUCUCCGCCGAGUCUCCGCCGAGUCUCCGCCGAGGCUUCGCCGAGGUUUUGCCGAGCCUUCGCCGUGGCUUUGCCGAGCCUUCGCUGAAGCUUUGCCGAGGCUUCGCCGAGGCUUCGCCAAGGCUUCGCCGAGGCUUCGCCGAGGCUUGGCCGAGGCUUCGCCGAGGCUUGGCCGAGGCUUCGCCGAGGCUUGGCCGAGGCUUCGCCGAGGCUUUGCCGAGCCUUUGCCGAGGCUUUGCCGAGCCUUUGCCGAGGCUUUGCCGAGCCUUUGCCGAGGCUUUGCCGAGCCUUUGCCGAGGCUUUGCCGAGCCUUUGCCGAGGCUUUGCCGAGCCUUUGCCGAGGCUUUGCCGAGCCUUCGCCGAGCUUUGCCGAGGCUUCGCCGAGUCUCCGCCGAGCCUUCGCUGAAGCUUGCCGAGGCUUCGCCGAGUCUCCGCCGAGUCUCCGCCGAGUCUCCGCCGAGUCUCCGCCGAGGCUUCGCCGAGGUUUUGCCGAGCCUUCGCCGUGGCUUUGCCGAGCCUUCGCUGAAGCUUUGCCGAGGCUUCGCCGAGUCUCCGCCGAGGCUUCGCCGAGGCUUCGCCGAGGCUUCGCCGAGGCUUUGCCGAGGCUUCGCCGAGGCUUGA